Pecten maximus is the source of this 2071-nucleotide messenger RNA. Its product is annotated as serpin B8-like. The coding region runs from base 115 to 1356 and encodes 413 amino acids. The transcript has 2 exons. Gene Ontology annotation, molecular function: serine-type endopeptidase inhibitor activity. Lineage: Eukaryota; Metazoa; Mollusca; Bivalvia; Pectinida; Pectinidae. The record is from RefSeq and is a predicted model, not a curated record.
UGUGUGUGUGUAUGUAAACAAACGUGUCCACACCUUCACUAGGCCGUAUCGCGGAAGUUCGCUGUGCAUAGUUUCUUAUCUUCAUCACGUAUACAUGUUUAUUAACACAGGUGUAUGAAACAACAACGGCUGUCCCUAAUCCUUACCAUGGCUUUCCUUCAGUCACUUAGCAGCGCUAAAGUCUUCAGAGAUGAUGGACUGCAUACAGAUUUCCAGACGUCCAACGCGGACUUUACCUUGGAGAUUUAUAAGCGUUUGACUAAAAUGUCCACAGACGGGAAUUUGUUCUACUCGCCUUUCUCCAUCUCUGCCGCUAUGUCCAUGGUUUAUCUUGGUGCCAGGGAGCAGACGGCAGCCCAGAUGAUUCCCGCGCUUAGAAUUCAAUCCUUAGGUCAGCGGGUGCACGAUGGUUAUGAGGAUUACUUGAAGGUGGUUUUAGGUAAAAGCGAUAACGUCACACUUCAGAUUGCCAACAGACUGUAUCCUGACAGUAAGACGGACAUUGUACCAUCUUUCAUUGAGCUAUGUGCUAAGCACUACCAAGCCGACACCAAAACAAUGGACUAUGGACAAUUUGAAACUGCAAGAAAAGAAAUCAACGAAUGGGUGAGUCAUCAGACAGCAGAGAAAAUAAAAGACCUUCUUCCUGAGGGAUCUUUAAAUCCAUUAACAAUGAUGGUAUUGGUAAACGCUAUCUACUUCAAAGGUGACUGGGAGACAAAAUUUGAUGACAAAGUUACCAGGGAUAUGACCUUUCAUAACCUCAAAGGUCAACAAAAGACUGUGAAAAUGAUGUUUCAGAAAGCUACAAAAUUUCCGCUUAAAUACGAUGAUGAAUUCAAAUGUAAGGUUUUGGAAUUGCCUUACAAAGGGAACAGCCUCUCAAUGGUCAUUAUUUUGCCAGAUGAUACAGACGGAUUGCCUGCUCUUGAAGAGAAAUUAACCCCGUCCGUACUUAAAGGACUUACGACAGAAAUGCCACCUGUAAAAGUGGAAGUGUUUCUCCCAAAAUUUAAACUUAAAUCGGGGUUUGAGCUUUCAAAAAUGUUCCAAAGUAUGGGAAUGACAGAUCUGUUUGAUAAAUCCAAAGCCGACCUGACUGGCAUAGACGCCUCCAAGAUGUCAUAUGUGUCCGCCAUAUUUCACCAAGCUUUUGUGGACGUGAACGAAGAAGGCACUGAAGCAGCAGCAGCCACAGCCGUUGUAAUGAUGAAAAGAUCAUUGCCAAGACCACCAUUACAGUUCAAGGCCGACCACCCAUUCAUGUUUGUCAUCAAAGACAAUCGGUCCAACACAAUUUUGUUUGUUGGAAGAUUUGCUGAUGUUGUUGAGGCACAAGGAAAAGAUGAAUUAUAGAAAACUCAUUUGUUCAAUUUCAUUGAUACAGAAAAUGUGGUGCUGAUGUACUUGCCUUCUGAUUUUUACAAUUGAACCCUGUCCUAGUUUGCUUGUGUAUAUGAGACUGAAAACAUCACCCUUUAAUAUAUUGUUACUACUGCUGUCAAUUGUUAUAUCCUAUAGUGUUCACACUGAUAACAUUGCAUUGAUAAUCUUUAUUAGUCCCAUGCCGUUUGAAAAACGGGGGGACUUUAGGUUUACCCUCCGUCCGUCUGUCUGUCUGUCUGUCUGUCUGUCUGUCUGUACGUCCGUCCGUCUGUCUGUCUGUCAUGCAAUAGUUGUCCGGACAACUCCUUCUAAAGUACUACUCCGAUUUUAAUGAAACUUGGUAUACAUGAUCAGUAUAACAUGUAGUUGUGCAUCGCAUCGCACAUUUUUUGUUCCAAAAACCAAUUUUUAAAAUGGCCGCCGACUUGUCAUUGGUUGAGACUUUUCCGGACAACUCCUCCUAAAGUACUACUCCGAUUUUAACGAAACUUGGUAUACAUGAUCAGUAUAACAUGUAGUUGUGCAUCGCAUCGCACAUUUUUUGUUCCAAAAACCAAUUUUUAAAAUGGCCGCCGACUUGUCAUUGGUUGAGACUUUUCCGGACAACUCCUCCUAAAGUACUACUCCGAUUUUAACGAAACUUGGUAUACAUGAUCAGUAUAACAUGUAGUUGUGCAUCCCAAUU